This is a messenger RNA of Pterocles gutturalis (yellow-throated sandgrouse), 1680 nucleotides long. It is a transcript of the gene BZW1, whose product is annotated as basic leucine zipper and W2 domains 1. Gene Ontology annotation, cellular component: membrane; cytoplasm. Lineage: Eukaryota; Metazoa; Chordata; Aves; Pterocliformes; Pteroclidae. Bases 7 to 1266 code for a protein of 419 amino acids. The record is from RefSeq and is a predicted model, not a curated record. Gene Ontology annotation, molecular function: protein binding. The transcript is spliced from 11 exons.
UCUUUUAUGAAUAAUCAAAAGCCGCAGAAGCCGACGCUAUCAGGCCAGCGUUUUAAAACCAGAAAGAGAGAUGAAAAAGAGAGGUUUGACCCUACUCAGUUCCAGGACUGUAUUAUUCAAGGUUUAAGUGAAACUGGCACUGACUUGGAGGCAGUAGCAAAGUUUCUUGAUGCUUCUGGUGCAAAACUUGACUAUCGCCGCUAUGCAGAAACGCUUUUUGACAUCCUGGUGGCUGGUGGAAUGCUGGCCCCAGGUGGUACCCUGGCAGAUGACAUGACACGCACAAAUGUAUGUGUAUUUGCAGCACAGGAAGACCUAGAAACCAUGCAAGCAUUUGCUCAGGUUUUUAACAAGCUAAUCAGGCGUUACAAGUACCUGGAGAAAGGCUUUGAAGAUGAAGUCAAAAAGUUGCUGCUGUUCCUGAAGGGAUUCUCAGAGUCUGAGCGGAACAAACUGGCCAUGUUGACGGGUAUUCUGCUAGCUAAUGGGACACUUAAUGCGUCAAUUCUCAACAGUCUCUACAAUGAGAACUUGGUUAAAGAAGGUGUUUCUGCAGCUUUUGCAGUCAAGCUGUUCAAAUCGUGGAUAAAUGAGAAAGAUAUUAAUGCAGUUGCUGUCAGUCUUCGUAAAGUAAACAUGGAUAACAGGCUGAUGGAGCUCUUUCCAGCCAACAAGCAAAGUGUUGAACACUUCUCCAAGUACUUCACUGAAGCAGGACUAAAAGAACUUUCUGAGUAUGUUCGGAACCAGCAAAGCAUAGGAGCUCGGAAAGAGCUGCAGAAAGAACUUCAGGAGCAGAUGUCCCGGGGAGAUCCGUUCAAGGAUAUAAUCUUCUAUGUGAAGGAGGAGAUGAAGAAAAACAACAUCUCAGAACAGACUGUGGUAGCCAUAAUCUGGUCAAGUGUAAUGAGCACAGUGGAAUGGAACAAAAAGGAGGAGCUGGUAGCAGAGCAAGCCAUUAAGCACUUGAAGCAAUACAGCCCUCUACUUGCUGCCUUUACUACCCAAGGUCAGUCUGAGCUGACUCUUCUGUUGAAGAUUCAGGAGUAUUGUUAUGACAACAUUCACUUCAUGAAGGCCUUCCAGAAAAUAGUGGUGCUCUUCUAUAAAGCUGAAGUUCUGAGUGAAGAACCCAUCCUGAAGUGGUAUAAAGAUGCACAUCUUGCAAAAGGAAAGAGCGUUUUUCUGGAGCAAAUGAAAAAGUUUGUUGAAUGGCUCAAGAAUGCUGAAGAAGAGUCGGAGUCUGAAGCUGAAGAGGGUGACUGACCUGUGAAACUCUGUCCUCAGUAAAGCAAACAGGAGCUGUAGAUAGGGGUCAUGUCUCAUGUGUCCUCCUGAUUCUUACAUCCUACCUCCCUGUAUCAAGCAUGAUAUAAGGGCUGUCAUGGCAAUUUUAUUUUAACUGUUUUCUAUAGUUACUGCAAUACUGGCUUUAGUUUUUAAAACCAUGUUUUACGUAGCUUACAGGAGCUAUUCUAGAUUUGAUUCUAACCUGCAUUUGUCCUUUCAGUUAUAUUCUACCUCCUGUAUUUUCUACUGUAAUAAUGUAAUUUAAGGCCUUCCACAAUGAAAUCCAUUUUACCCCUUGGGUUUUCUAUCUAUAUUUGAGGAGACAUGAUAUGGUAAAUCAGAUUUAUGGCAGUUCUGUUUGCAAAUUAAACUGUAAAAAGCCUCCAAAGC